CUUAUAUUAUCAAAUUAUUGUAAACAAAAUUGCUUUGUUUUCUUAUUAAACCUCUGUUAACUGUCGUUUGGUCUUAUCGCAUUGACCUUGUGAUAUCAAAUAUUAAUGUGUUUAUCAUUAGAAAUAUUCGGAUAUCAUAAAGGAGGUAACCAUAUCCAUUCCAUCAUCUCCGGUAGAUACUGCAUCAAGACACAAUAAUGAUGAACAUCCAGAUGUUCGGGUUGUUGAGCUGAAGCAUUUAAGAGAACAAUAUUACGAAAAUGAAAUCGAUGUUGGUUUAGAUAUGACUUCGAUUAGAACAUUGAUGUUGUUGGACAAAACCUUGAACCAAAUGACGCUAUUUCCUCAAGAACAUAAUGCAGAGGAUAACGAUCAAAGUUUGCAACGUCUGUCCCUGGCUCAUGAACGAAUGCACUCAAUGCCGAAAAUUUUACUCGAAGAAGUAGCGCCAACUGUGAAAAUUUUGGAUAUUAGUCAUAACGAAUUUGAAAAAUUGGAUUUUUUAGAACAGUUUCAAGAACUAACAACUUUAAUAUGUGACCACAAUGAUAUUACGUCUAAUCAAAAUUUGCCGUUUCUGCCAAAACUCGAAUUACUGUGGAUGAAUAAUUGUAAAAUUUUGGAUUUAUAUCGUUGGGUAUAUCGAUUAAGUAGUUCUUGUCCUAAUUUGAAAUAUUUGUCACUUAUGGGCAACCCAGGUCUACCAUUUUAUAUAAAUGGAGGAUCAAAUGUUGAGCAAAUGAGAUACAGAUUAUUUCUCUUGUCCCUUUUCCCAAAGUUAGUCCACCUGGAUGACAAGCCCGUCACUGAAGACGAGCGUAAGAAGUCACGUAAGCUCUACCAGAAAGAUGUUCUGGAACUUAUUGCAACCAAAGCACAGCAAACUAUGCCGGAUUAUAUGCGAAGGAUGUCACAAAGGAUGUCGCAGCAAAUGGCAGUAAUGUUAUCAUGUGUUGGAACCUCGAAUUCAGAAACCGAAACCAAAAAUUUUAUUGUUUAAUAUUACAUACUUAUUAUUUUUUAUUCAGUAUUUUAAUAAAGAACAUUUUUGUACAAA
Molecule: messenger RNA, 1057 nt
Organism: Diabrotica virgifera virgifera (western corn rootworm)
Lineage: Eukaryota; Metazoa; Arthropoda; Insecta; Coleoptera; Chrysomelidae
Product: leucine-rich melanocyte differentiation-associated protein-like
Exons: 6
Coding region: 284-1000 (238 amino acids)
Source: RefSeq, a predicted model, not a curated record